Molecule: messenger RNA, 1981 nt
Organism: Rhincodon typus (whale shark)
Lineage: Eukaryota; Metazoa; Chordata; Chondrichthyes; Orectolobiformes; Rhincodontidae
Product: thymidine phosphorylase
Exons: 13
Coding region: 101-1642 (513 amino acids)
Biological process (GO): pyrimidine nucleobase metabolic process; pyrimidine nucleoside metabolic process
Cellular component (GO): cytosol
Molecular function (GO): pyrimidine-nucleoside phosphorylase activity; 1,4-alpha-oligoglucan phosphorylase activity
Source: RefSeq, a predicted model, not a curated record
UCAAAAACAUACAGCUGUGACCUCCCUUCUCUUUACAAGUAUAUACUGGAAGUGUUCCAAACAGGCUGAUUUGGGGACAACAGCUCUUUGUAAAGCCUUGAUGUCAGUUAGUGGAAUACAACCCUGCCUUUCAGUGAGGACACCUUUUCAUUCAGGGAACCCAUACUCAUACCAAUUGGAUGAAAAUGAAAGCUAUGCAGAUUCUCCAGCAAAUGGAGGGGAAUCAGCUCUGGAAUCAAAUCUAGUGAAGUACCAAAUAUUCAAAUCUGUUCCUGGAGAGACACAGGCAAACCCAAAGGAAAUGUGUACCAGCCAACUGCACCUGAAUGCCCUGGAAAUUAUUCGGAAGAAGCGGGAUAAACAGACUUUGACCAAAGAAGAAAUCCAUUACUUUGUGAAAGGUGUAACAGAGGAAAGCAUCCAAGACAGCCAGAUAGGCGCUAUGCUGAUGGCAAUUCGUCUACAAGGAAUGACACAGGAGGAAACAGUGAAUCUGACCCAGGAGAUGAAAGCGUUUGGUGCCACCCUGCAAUGGCCGAAGGAGUGGUCCGGGUUGGUAGUUGACAAGCAUUCGACAGGAGGAGUCGGGGACAAGGUCAGCCUCAUUCUUGCACCAGCACUGGCUGCAUGCGGUUGCAAGGUUCCAAUGAUCAGUGGGCGGGGCUUGGGGCACACUGGAGGCACACUGGAUAAACUGGAAUCUAUCCCAGGAUUCAACAUUAAGAAGAAUCCGGAAGAGAUGAAGACUAUCUUGUCAGAGGUUGGUUGUUGUAUUGUCGGGCAGACGGCUGAGCUGGUGCCAGCUGAUAAGAAGCUUUAUGCUAUCAGGGAUGUGACAUCGACAGUGGACAGUCUGCCUCUCAUUGCAGCCUCUAUCAUAUCAAAGAAAGCAGUGGAGUCCCUUCACGGUCUGAUUCUGGAUGUGAAGUAUGGAGAAGGAGCUUUGUUCAAGGAGAUCGAUGGAGCAAGAGAGCUGGCACAAUACCUGGUAGAUGUUGGAAAUCACUUGGGAAUUCGAACAGUUGCUGCUCUCUCCAGGAUGGAUAAUCCCAUUGGGAGAUGUGUUGGGAACUCAUUGGAAGUCAUUGAAUCCAUUGAAUGCCUGGAGGGGAAUGGACCCAAGGACUUGGAGGAACUGGUCACCUGCUUAGGAGGCCACCUGCUACAUCUGUGUGGAAAAGCUGAGAGUUUCAAGGCUGGAGAAAAGGCCAUCAAGGAUGUGUUGAAAAAUGGCAGUGCCCUGGACAAGUUCCUAGCUAUGCUAGUGGCCCAGGGAGUGACGACUGACUUUGCCGAGUAUCUGUGUCAGGGGAAAGAGAUCCUUAAACGUGCCGCGAAACAGGAAGAACUGAAGGCCGAGGCUGAAGGGAUAGUUCAGGCAAUCCACUCUUUGCCAUUAGCCGAGGUACUGCACGAACUAGGAGCAGGACGCAAUCAACCUGAAGAGUCAAUCAACCACAGUGUUGGUGUAGAACUUCUGAAAACUGUGGGUAACAAGAUUAACAAAGGGGAUUCCUGGAUUAGGGUCCAUUUUGAAGAUAGUUCCCUCAGUGAAGCACAGAAGAUUCGUCUCCAGAAAUCACUGGUCAUCGGAGAAAAGUUUGAAGAUGUUCCCUUGGUUACUGAGAUCAUUGGAGCAUAGUUGCAGGAACAGAAAAGACACAAAUGCACAGUUUAAAAGACAAACAAACCUUUGGUCUUUCCCUGACUUUGCCAGCUUUAUUUAAUUUCCCAGGGUCCUCUACAGUUGGCUACACCAGUUCCUUUUGUGCAGCCUGUCCAGAAUGCUUUGGCUCUUCCAUCGUCACUAAGAGGCUGAUUAGUGAGCUGACUUGGAAUGCUGCAGACAUAAGAGCACUGAUGCGAUAUAAUAUGUCCAUGAAUCUCUCUGUACCAACAUUUCUUACCAGUUACCAUGGUUCUUUACCGUCAGCUUAUUGCAUCUUGCUUAGUGUUGGACAAUAAAUGUCUGAAAUACCAA